AUGGCUAGUCGUCAAUCUAGGUUAGAGGCUGAAAAGUUGGCCAUUAUCCAAAAAUCCAUGUCAAAUAGGGGACGCUCAGUUUCCCCAUCAAGAUCUGGAAAUAAUAGCAGAUCAUCCUCAACCCUGGACGAAAGAUUUAAUAAAGAUUUGAAAUGGUCAAUAACUAAUCAUGACCCACUGGAGAGAUUGAAGAGAACCAGCAAGAACGGUGACAAUAGUCGUGAAGAUGAUGAAGAUAAUGAUUUUUGGGAUAAUGAAGUGAGUGAAGAAGAACAUAUUAGUGAUGAUGAUGAUAACGAGAAAUUUCAAUAUGACGACACUGGGAAUAUUUUACCAAAUUAUGCAUGUCACGAUGAAAAAAUCAAUGAGAUAUCGUCAAUUCUUGAAAAUUCAAAUUUGAAUGAUCGAUCAACAGUUAGAAAAUUAGAACAAUUGACAGCUCAUGAACGGGGGUUUGCAAAUGCUAAAUCUACUGGUAAUUCAGUAAAUGAAAAUCUAUUGAAGAAGUUAGAAACAGAUAAACAGGCCCUUACUGGUAAUGAAGAGUUGGAUUUGUUAAAAACUGAUCAAGAUGAAAAGUCAAGAAAACAAAAGUUGGAAAACUAUUCGAAUUAUCGUAAAAAAAUUGUUGACCAAGAGAAUGAAAAUUUGAAAAGUAAUGAUCCAAAUGAAGUUGAUCCAGUUGAUAAAGAAAGUUCUCCUGAAUCAGAUAAUAACAAAGAGUAUAUGAUUCCUUACACCUCUGCUGUCGAAGAUAAGUUGGAUUCAGAAUUUGCUUCAAAAUUGAAUGAGACCAUCAAAGAAGGGGAAAUUGAUUCGAAUAAAAAUCAAUCAAGAGUGAUCCAAACUAUAACCCGUGGUAAUUUUUUUCAACUUAUCAAUCCAAAGGUUAAACCAAAGAUGUUUUUAGUUUGUAUGGAUUUUUCUCCGGAAUCAAUUUUUGCAUUAGAAUGGUGCCUUGGUACGGUUUUGGUUGACGGUUCAGUUUUAUUUAUUGUUUAUGUUAUCGAAGAAAAUGAUACUAAUCACCACUUGAAGGGAAAUACUCUAAAUGAAUCUAGCAGAGAAAAUUUCCGUAUUAAUAUGUUAAAUAAAGCAAAACAACAAGUUUUAAAUUUAUUAAAAUUAACAAAGUUACAAAUUCAUAUAGUUAUUGAAAUAAUUCAUCACCCAAUUCCAAGACACUUGAUCAUUGAAUUAAUCGACAAUUUACAACCUACCUUGGUUGUGGUUGGUUCAAAAGGUCAAAGUGCCAUUAAGGGGGUUUUAUUGGGUUCAUUGUCUAAUUAUUUGGUUACUAAAUCAACAGUUCCUGUUAUGGUUGUCAGAGAAAAAUUAAAGAAAAUUAAUAGAUUUAAAAGUGGUUCUUCUAUUUUCUCUAAUAAUAUCAAACCAUUAACUUUAUCAGAAGCUAGAAUUGAUUAA
Molecule: messenger RNA, 1425 nt
Organism: Hyphopichia burtonii NRRL Y-1933
Lineage: Eukaryota; Fungi; Ascomycota; Pichiomycetes; Serinales; Debaryomycetaceae
Product: Imp2'p
Exons: 1
Coding region: 1-1425 (474 amino acids)
Source: RefSeq, a predicted model, not a curated record